Molecule: messenger RNA, 1365 nt
Organism: Pisolithus orientalis
Lineage: Eukaryota; Fungi; Basidiomycota; Agaricomycetes; Boletales; Pisolithaceae
Product: NADP-dependent oxidoreductase domain-containing protein
Exons: 8
Coding region: 54-1022 (322 amino acids)
Cellular component (GO): cytosol
Molecular function (GO): aldose reductase (NADPH) activity
Source: RefSeq, a predicted model, not a curated record
ACCGAUCAAAUCUACUGUCUCCUAACCACCUAACGCAUUCCAUUCUAACUUCGAUGUCUUUUGGAAAGGUUAUCACUCUCAACACCGGCCGCAAAAUUCCUCAGGUCGGUUUCGGAACGUGGCUCUCGAAACCAAAUGAAGUCGGGAACGCCGUCGAAAUCGCAGUUCGCUCUGGCUACCGUCAUCUGGACCUCGCCAGAGUUUACGGGAACCAGGAUGAAAUCGGUCGGGCUCUGAAGAAAGUGAUUCCCUCCGUCGUUAGCCGCGAGGAUCUCUUUAUCACUUCCAAACUUUGGAACUCGGCACACCAGCCCAACCAAGUCGAGGCUGCUCUCGAUGAAACACUUCAACAGCUUGGCGUCGACUACCUCGACCUUUACUUGGUUCACUGGCCGGUCGCUUUCGAACCCGGCCGUGGUCUCUUCCCUACCGAAGGGGAUAUGGCACGUCUGGAUAUGGAGACUUCUCUCGUUGACACCUGGAAUGCCAUGAUCAAACUCGUGGACACUGGCAAGGUCAAGAAUAUUGGCGUCUCGAACUUCACAAUCCCGCAAUUGCAAGGUAUCAUUGACACUACUGGUGUUGUUCCUGCGGUGAACCAGAUCGAGGCCCACCCACACCUACUUCAAGACGAUCUCGUAGCGUAUUGCAAAGAAAAGAAUAUUCACCUGACCGCCUACAGCCCGCUAGGAAACAAUCUGAUUGGCCUCCCACUGCUGACGGAGCACCCAAUCGUGAAAGAGGUAGCCGAAAAGCUGGAUGCCACUCCCGCUCAGGUUCUAAUUGCCUGGUGUGUUUACCGGGGGUAUUCUGUCAUCCCAAAGAGUGUUCACGAGGAGCGCAUCGUCUCGAAUUUCCACCAAGUUAAGUUAGACAAGGAAGAUUACGAAAAGAUCACUUCGAUUGGGGUGAAAGACCAUAAGAGGUUUAACAUCCCCAUUACAUACAGUCCGAAGUGGGACAUUAAUGUUUUCGAUGAACCGAUAGAGAAGACGGCGACCCACGAAGUCAAAAUCGUGUAGAGGACCAAGGGUUAGUCGAAUAGAGCAAGUACUUCAAAGUCUGGAGGUUGUUGUGGAAUGUGUGCAUAUGGGCUCCUCAGGGUCCUUGUACUUUAUUUAGGAACGCGAUGUGAGCCAAUACGAAAGCCUCGUUGAGUAUGUACGUACUUGAGUGACUAUGGUUAGUUCCGUACCCUUCCACUGUGGUAUGAGUUGAAAUGUUUCAGGAACACUGCAUCAGGGUGUAACAUUCACGAAACGAUUCAAAUUCAACCUUCGUCGAGUGGAAGCCUGUAACAUUCACGAAACGAUUCAAAUUCAACCUUCGUCGAGUGGAAGCCUGUAACAUUCACGAAACGAUUCA